This is a messenger RNA of Meloidogyne enterolobii, 347 nucleotides long. The record is from the annotation of a GenBank genome assembly. Lineage: Eukaryota; Metazoa; Nematoda; Chromadorea; Rhabditida; Meloidogynidae.
AUGCCUAAAACUCUUGGAUUCUUAUCUGGUGGAAAACAUGCUUCUGAACCAAAAUCUGCUGAAACCCCACAAAAACACUCUCCAAUUAAAUUUGAAACCUUACGCCGAAAUGUUUCCUCCCCUGUGCCACGAGGAAAUGUUGAAAAUAAGUUGCCAAACUCCUCGAUCCCCUCAGUUCCUGGCCCAUUAGCUUCUAAUAUGUUUGGUGGAAAAGGAAAAACUGAAAUGGAUUCAGAAGAAGACGAUUGGGAUGCAGAGGAUGACGAUGAGGAAUUUUCCAAGAAACCAAUUGGAAAUAAAGGUAGUAAACUUGAUUUUAGCCAAACCUGUAAUACUAAAUGAAGUAA